Molecule: messenger RNA, 1659 nt
Organism: Ostertagia ostertagi
Lineage: Eukaryota; Metazoa; Nematoda; Chromadorea; Rhabditida; Trichostrongylidae
Source: the annotation of a GenBank genome assembly
AUGUCCAGCAAGGUUGAUUUGCUUCGAGCUCGAUUCUCCUCAGAAAAAGUGCUAAGUGUGACCAAUGGAACUCCUAUCAAGGCAUACCUCCUGCCUAGUACUGACGCCCAUCAGAGUGAAUAUCUAGCAGAUCACGAUUUUCGUGUGAAAUUCCUCACUGGUUUCACUGGAUCAAAUGCUUACGUGGCUGUGACCAACGACAAAGCGGUACUGUGGACGGAUGGACGAUAUUUCCUCCAGGCUACGGAGCAGCUGAUUCCGCCCUGCUCUCUAUUGAAACAGGGCCUUUCCGACUCUAUCUCGGUUGAGGACUUUGUAUCUGAAAAUUUGAAUGAUGGCGAUUGGAUAGGAAUCGAUCCUGCCCUUCACACCUAUGAAAGCGGACAAAAGCUCAUCAAGACUUUGGAAUGCCAAGGAAUUAAAGUGGCACCAAUCAGAGGAAAUCUUGUGGACGAAUUUUGGGAUAAUCGACCUCCACUUCAAUCCAAGAGUCCUAUAGUGCUGACGCCGGAAGAACACGGGCGCUGCGUCAACGAUAAACUGAAAGAUUUGCAAAAACGGAUUGGGCAGAGAAAAUGCGAUUCUGUUGUCCUUUCUGCUCUGGAUGAUAUAAUGAGCUUACUCAAAUUAGGCAUCGGAAAUCAGGUACAUAUCCAUUGGCUUUAUUUGCUUAUUUGUUUUAAACUCCUUCUGAAGUACACUUGUUCAUGGAUAAAGCUGAUGAUGUGGCGUGACACUUCAUCCGUAUGCGGAUGCGUACGAUUUUAUGACAAAAUGGUUUUUGUCCCGACAACUACUAACUACCUUUUUGGUGAAAUUUUCGCAUCGUCGGCAGUCGUCGAAGGCAGCCCUGUGCAGGUCAUGAAAGGAGUGAAAAAUCCUGUCGAGCUGGAAGGCAUGCGUAAUAGCCACAUUAGAGAUAGCGCAGCUCUGAUAAGCUUUCUUAUGUGGUUGGAAGCCGAGUUACUCGAAGGACGAUCCUACAGCGAGAUUGAUUUCUCGACUAUUUCUGCUGCUGGAGACCACGCUGCAAAACCGCACUAUCAUCCUGAUGGUGAAGAAGGCAAACGUCUGGCAACUGCAGACCAGGUCUACUUGCUCGACUCCGGUGCACAUUAUAGGGACGGUACAACUGAUGUCACUCGGACUGUUUGGAUCUCAUCUGAGGCACCGGUACCUGAAGAAUUCAUACGACAUAAUACGCUUGUAUUGAAAGGACAUAUUAACUUGGCGAACACCGUGUUCCCGCAAGCAAUCCCAGGUAUUCGAUUAGGACACAUUGUCAAGGCAUGCAAUGUGGCAGCUUCCAUUGGCCACCGGGCGGCAGCUUACGGCUGCGACUCGUGGAUUCGAGAAGGCAUGGUUUUGACGAUAGAGCCUGGCUAUUACCUCGAGGGGAAAUGGGGUGUACGAAUAGAAAAUUGCUACGAGAUAGUAAAAGCCGAUGUUCCAUCUGGAGCGGAUUUUCUUGGUUUCCGUGCUUUGACGCUGGCGCCGAUACAAACGAGUAUCAUUGAUAAGUCAAUGCUCACAGAAGUCGAGGUUGACUGGCUGAAUUCUUAUCAUGAUCGAGUGCUCAGUACAGUAGGCGAGUUUUUGGAAAGCUCUGGUAAAACCGCUGAGCUGCAGUGGUUACAAAAGCAGUGCGCUCAUAUUUGA